This is a messenger RNA of Eurypyga helias (sunbittern), 559 nucleotides long. It is a transcript of the gene RNF166, whose product is annotated as ring finger protein 166. Gene Ontology annotation, molecular function: ubiquitin protein ligase activity. NCBI's taxonomy places the organism in Eukaryota, Metazoa, Chordata, Aves, Eurypygiformes, Eurypygidae. The transcript is spliced from 5 exons. Gene Ontology annotation, biological process: protein polyubiquitination; ubiquitin-dependent protein catabolic process. The annotation marks the transcript as partial. The record is from RefSeq and is a predicted model, not a curated record.
GUUUUGCGGGGAGUGCCUGCAGCCCUGCCUCCAAGUGCCAUCCCCGCUCUGCCCGCUCUGCCGCAUGCCCUUCGAUCCCAAGAAGGUGGAAAAGGCUUCCAGCGUGGAGAAACAGCUUUCAUCCUACAAAGCUCCCUGCAGAGGCUGCAGCAAGAAGGUGACCCUCGCGAAAAUGCGCUCUCACGUCUCGUCCUGCGCCAAGGUGCAGGAGCAGAUGGCCAACUGCCCCAAGUUCGUUCCGGUUGUCCCCACGUCCCAGCCUAUCCCCAGCAAUAUUCCCAAUCGCUCGACGUUCGUGUGUCCGUACUGCGGGGCCCGGAACCUGGACCAGCAGGAGCUGGUGAAGCACUGCAUGGAGAACCACCGCAAUGACCCCAACAAAGUGGUGUGCCCGGUCUGCUCAGCCAUGCCCUGGGGGGACCCCAGCUACAAGAGCGCCAACUUCCUCCAGCACCUCCUCCACAGGCACAAGUUCUCCUACGACACCUUCGUGGACUACAACAUCGACGAGGAGGCAGCGCUGCAGGCUGCGCUGGCGCUCUCGCUCUCCGAGAACUGA